Lodderomyces theae is the source of this 3099-nucleotide messenger RNA. It is a transcript of the gene HMG1, whose product is annotated as hydroxymethylglutaryl-CoA reductase (NADPH). Gene Ontology annotation, biological process: ergosterol biosynthetic process; coenzyme A metabolic process; isoprenoid biosynthetic process. Gene Ontology annotation, molecular function: hydroxymethylglutaryl-CoA reductase (NADPH) activity; protein binding. Gene Ontology annotation, cellular component: peroxisomal membrane; endoplasmic reticulum membrane. The transcript has a single exon. NCBI's taxonomy places the organism in Eukaryota, Fungi, Ascomycota, Pichiomycetes, Serinales, Debaryomycetaceae. The coding region runs from base 1 to 3099 and encodes 1032 amino acids. The record is from RefSeq and is a predicted model, not a curated record.
AUGCUACAUUUCUUACAACAGGUCACUGGAGACUUGGCCAGGGCGGCAGCUCAUAAACCUAUUCAUUUCAUAGUUGUACCGGCAUUGUUAGCCUCAAUUGCAUACUUGUCGAUUAUCGAUGAUUAUAUCCCUGACUUGUCAUCGAUCACUAAUGAGAAUGGACUCAGCUAUUACCAUGCACCAGGAUCGGGACUGAAGGUGACAGAUUGGAUACCGGUAUCACCUGCAGAAUUGGACACUGAAUACCAGAGUGCUAGCCAUUUCACUUUGGUACCAUUGAGGUUCAGAAGGUUCCACAACUCGAUUCCAAGAGUUCCAGGUUCGAUUGUGAUUAGCGGGAAUGAACAGGCCAUUCUCGUGGACUCAAACAAAGUAGAAAGUGUAUUACAGAGUACCAAUAGGAUUGACAACGAUGGGAUCCUGUGGAAGGUAAGGAACGAUCACAAAAUCGCUCGAUUUUAUGACAGUCUAAAGUAUGUGAUCUUCAAGGUUCAGGAGUCAAUCAAAAAAGCUGACCGGUUUGAUGUUGUGUUGAUCUUUGUUGCUUACUUGGCAAUGUGGUACACGUUGUUAAAGGUGUUUUAUGACAUGAAGCAGAUUGGCUCCCAAUUCUGGUUGGCUUUUUCCACUUUGGUAUCAUCAACAUUUGCGUUUUUAUUUGCAUUGGUGGUUUCAAACAAGGUCCUCCAAACAAAAGUGUCAUUUGUGAGUCUCUCGGAGGGUGUUCCAUUUCUUGUUGCCAUUAUCGGGUUCAAACACAAGGUUUCCAUUGCGGGGUUCGUUCUGAAAUCGGCCACCGUAUCUCCAGAUGACGUGCCAAAUAUUGUUUCCCAAGCGGUAUCAUCACAUACGUUAAGCAUGUUCCGCGACCACAUUGUUGUCAUUGGAGCCAUGCUUGCUUGCGCUGCUUAUGGGAAUCAUCUUACCGGAUUGAGGAACUUUUGCAUCCUUGCCUCGUUGAUACUAGCAUUUGACUUGCUCUUGGUUUGCACAUUUUUUUCAGCAAUUUUAGGGUUGAAAAUUGAAAUCAACAGGGCUCGCAGAACGGAUGAUUUGAAGGAGGCGUUGGAAGAGGAUGGAAUUUCUUCAUUGGUUGCAGCUAGAGUCGCAGAACAGUCGUCAUCUAUUGAGCACCCGAAUGAAACGAAUUUCUUUUCUUCAAAAGAUUACUCAAUCCUUUCAUUCAAAGUUGCUAUGAGUUUAGGUUUUGUUGCAUUUCAUGUGUUUUGGUUGGGAAGCUCGUGGUUGUACAAUACCUCUGAUGCUGGCAUUGACUUUAACGCAUUCAGCUCCAUUUUAAGAGCAUCGCCGGCUGUAACCGAAUCAUUAACCAAUGAGAUAUCAAUUGGAAAAUAUGGCACUGUUUUGACCAUUCUUCCAACCAGAUUUUACAUGCCAUCGGGUUUUGCAGCUCAGGUGGAGGAUUUUAUUUAUUCAACUUUGAGUAAAAUCAGUGUUGCUAUACAAGAUAGAUUGUUGUCAAAGGUUUUGGCGUUCUGUUUUGGGGUGUCAUUGGUCACAAACAUAUACUUUCUCAAUGCUGCAAGAUACCAAGUUAGUGCCACUUAUAAGUUACUUGAUAAGGAGAUAUCACGCCCGCAAGCUCGCGCAUCAGUGUCUGAACCCGUUACAACUACAGUUGCUCAGAUUGAGUCAGUUGAAGACGUGGAGGAAGUUGGUCAACCAGGCACUCAGUUGCCACUUGAGGAAUGUGUUAAGGUAUUGAAAGAGGGCAACGUCAAAAACUUGAAUAACGAGGAAGUCACUUCCUUGGUUGUGGGAGGUAAGCUUCCCCUAUACGCAUUGGAGAAGCAAUUGGCAAGCAACAAAAGGGCAGUCGUUGUGCGUCGUAAAGCAAUUGCCAAGUUGGCGAAUGCACCUGUGUUGGAAACGAAUCGUUUGCCUUAUGCGCACUACGACUAUGACAGAGUAUUCGGAGCAUGCUGUGAAAAUGUUAUUGGCUAUAUGCCAAUUCCAGUUGGUGUAGCAGGACCAUUGAUUAUCGAUGGUAAGCCAUUCCACAUUCCAAUGGCCACAACCGAAGGGUGUCUUGUUGCUUCAACCAUGCGUGGUUGCAAAGCUAUCAAUGCAGGUGGCGGUGUAGAGACUGUAUUGACAAAAGAUGGAAUGACGCGUGGUCCUUGUGUUAGGUUCCCCACACUCUCCAGAGCUGGAUCAGCCAAAUUAUGGAUUGAUUCAGAAGAAGGACAAAAAACAAUCAAAAAAGCGUUCAAUUCAACCUCAAGGUUUGCUCGUUUGCAGCAUAUCCAGACUUCUUUAGCCGGCUGCUUAUUAUUCAUACGUUUUAGAACCACGACUGGUGAUGCCAUGGGAAUGAAUAUGAUAUCCAAAGGUGUUGAAUACUCUUUGAAGUACAUGGUUGAGGAAUGUGGUUACGAGGAUAUGGAAAUUAUAUCCGUUUCAGGAAACUAUUGUUCUGAUAAAAAGCCAGCAGCGAUAAACUGGCUCGAAGGUAGAGGUAAGUCAAUAGUGGCUGAAGCCACUAUACCAGCUGAUGUUGUUACCAAAGUUUUGAAAUCGGACGUGGAUGCAUUGGUGGAGUUGAAUAUAAGUAAGAAUUUGGUUGGUUCUGCCAUGGCAGGAUCUGUUGGUGGUUUCAAUGCACAUGCGUCGAACUUGGUCACUGCUGUAUUCUUGGCAUGUGGUCAAGAUCCAGCGCAGAAUGUCGAGAGUUCCAACUGUAUUACCUUGAUGAACAAGAACAAGGAAACUGGUGAUUUACAAAUCUCUGUCAGUAUGCCGUCUAUAGAAGUGGGUACGAUUGGUGGAGGUACUAUUUUGGAACCACAAGGUGCAAUGUUGGACUUAUUGGGAGUACGUGGUCCACAUCCAACCAAUCCGGGCGACAAUGCCAGACAAUUGGCUAAAAUUGUUGCUUCGGCGGUGUUGGCAGCGGAGCUUUCUCUUUGCUCGGCACUUGCAGCUGGCCAUUUAGUUCAGUCGCACAUGCAACACAACAGGGCAGGCGCAUCGACCACUACCUCAACAGCAACCACAAGUGCUCAUCUGAAUGGAAAUGUCAAAGAGUCAGAUUUAAAAAGAUUGAAAGAGGGCUCGGUCACUUGUAUAAAGUCGUGA